Messenger RNA from Leptidea sinapis, 1613 nucleotides. Its product is annotated as glycerophosphodiester phosphodiesterase, periplasmic-like. The record is from RefSeq and is a predicted model, not a curated record. NCBI's taxonomy places the organism in Eukaryota, Metazoa, Arthropoda, Insecta, Lepidoptera, Pieridae. Gene Ontology annotation, cellular component: periplasmic space. The transcript has a single exon. Gene Ontology annotation, biological process: lipid metabolic process. Gene Ontology annotation, molecular function: glycerophosphodiester phosphodiesterase activity. The coding region runs from base 51 to 1148 and encodes 365 amino acids.
CACAAAUGAUCCACUAGUUUUUCAACACAGACGUGCCAUAUUUCACAAAAAUGUGGACUUCUGUUGUUUUGUGUUUUAUAAGUGUCAUAUUAGUCACUUCAGCUGUGCCUAGUCUGAAGUAUUUGAGACGUGGUCCUGACGACUGUGAGCCCGUGAUAGUGGCACAUCGUGGUGCAAGUGGAUAUAUUCCGGAACAUACUCUAGGUGCAUACGCCUUAUCUAUCACUUUAGGAGCAGAUUAUGUUGAACCGGAUCUAGUUAUGACGAAGGACGGCCACCUAAUUGCUCGUCAUGAGAAUAAGCUGGACAUUACUACUGAUGUUGCUGAACGACCCGAAUUCGCAGAUCGCUACCGUACAUUAUCACUUUUUGGUAUAGAAAUGUCUGGUUGGUUUUCUGAAGAUUUUACUCUUGCGGAAAUUAAAACUCUGAAAUCGAUUGAAGCUUUUCCUAAAACCAGACCUGGAAAUACUCGUCUAAAUGGAGCAUUUGAAGUCCCAACGUUUCAAGAAAUCAUUGAUCUUGUAAAAGGUAUGGAAAUAAGUGAGAACCGGACUAUUGGUAUAUACCCAGAGCUGAAAUAUGGAUCUUACUUUCAGCACAUUGGUUUACCCAUGGAAAAAGCAGUAGUCGACGUAUUUCACAAGAAUGGUUACAUAGGGCGUGAUGCACCCGCCUAUAUACAAUCCUUUGAAAUUAACAAUUUAAAGGAGCUCAAAAAAAUUACAGAUAUAAGAUUGUUGCAAUUAUUCGGGCGUAAAGGAGGGCAGCCUUUAGACCAAAUGUUACUCGGGACCAGCAUUACAUACGGUGAUAUGGCUACCCCUGAAGGUCUAGUAGAAGUUGCCAAAUAUGCUGACGCUGUUGGACCUGAUAAAAGUUAUAUAAUACCCCGCGAUGCACAAAAUAGACUAGAUAAGCCGACGUCUUUUGUAAAUGAUGCUCAUGCCGCGGGGUUAAAAGUUCAUCCGUACACAUUUAGGGCAGAAAACACAUAUUUACCAGCGGAAUAUAGAAGUGAAGACCCGUCUGAGAGUGCUAUUGGUAAUUUAUAUGGUGAACUAGAGGCUUUUAUGGCAACUGGAGUAGAUGGAUUUUUUGUAGAUCAACCAGAUUACUUAUAUCGAAUAAGAAAACAGUGCUUUUAGUUGACUAAAUAAAGGUGAAAUACUGUGUUUAUGAUGCUCCUAUAUAUUAGGAUGCAUUUGUAUCAGUCGCUGGCCCUAUUACAUUUUACUGGGUAAAUUGAAAUUAUAGCAACUGUUUACGUUUAAGAGUCAAUGUAGACUAUACAACUGUACCUACAAUUUAAAAAUUGAAAACGAUAUACAGUUAUGCUUAAAAAUGUGGAUUGCUUCAAUAAAUACAAUAACCAACAAAUUUUUUUUGGUAAUUAUUUGACAUUUGUACCCGGUCUAAUUUCAUUCAAUUCUAAGCCAGUAGGAGGCUUGUAUGGAAAGAAUACAGGCGAUUUUGGCACCAUAGCAGCGUCUUUUUCUAUCUUCAAGCAAGUGCAAUCUCUUCUCUCUCUCUACUCAGGUCUCUCUACAUGACCGAGCGAAGUACAGUUCAUCGCUACGCUCAGCAUCAAGUGAAUAAAAUUGUACCCAUGA